Messenger RNA from Pimephales promelas (fathead minnow), 964 nucleotides. The record is from RefSeq and is a predicted model, not a curated record. NCBI's taxonomy places the organism in Eukaryota, Metazoa, Chordata, Actinopteri, Cypriniformes, Leuciscidae.
AUGCAAGACUUAAAGGAACAACUUUACUUAGCUUCUUCCCUGGAUCCACGUUUUAAGUCCCUGCCUUUUUUGACUGAUGAUGAGCGUGAGGAACUCUUCACCCAACUCACUGAUAACACUAAGACACUGGCAACGGAAAAAAGCUCAAGUGGACCAAUAAAUGCAGAGGCCAAUGAAGCAGAACCAGCUGAGGACUCUGGACCCCCAUCCAAGAAGAAAAGAGACUCUUGCGCAUUGGCAGAUCUCCUUGGGGAGACAUAUACUCCAGAAGCGGACUCCAUAAAAACAACAGAUGAUGCAGUAGAUGAGGUGAUGAAGUACAAAGAGGUAAAACCAGUUCCACUCAGCACUAAUCCACUUAGCUGGUGGAAGGAGCAUAAGGUGGAAUUCCCUCUUUUGUAAUGCCAAGCUAAGCAAUACCUCUGUAUUCCUGGUAGUAGUGUACCAGCUGAGAGAGUCUUCUCAACUGCUGGUGACAUUGUCACUGCCCAGAGAAGUGCACUGACGCCUGAGCAUGUAGACCAGCUGCUGUUUUUGAACAAAAACCUGCAUGUGCACUAGUUAGAUAACAAAUGCUUCAGAGUUAAGUUAACUGGAGUUAACUCAGUUAACAUGUUGUUAUAUAUAUAUUGUUCUAAAAUGUUAUGAGUUAUAUGAUGGAAAUGUCUGUAGUGUGUCCUUCAUUUAGACACAGUAAAUAAGCCAAAGGUUCUCUGAUCAGAUGUUAAGUGUUAUUUAUUGUUUACAAAAUUAUAAUAUUGCACUUUUUUGAGUAUGCACAUUUGUGCUUCUGUUUACAUUUCUUGAACUUGAAUGUAUAGGAAGAAAGAAAUAUCCUUUCUACUAAGUUACAUGCACUUUAGAGGUGUUGUUAAAGCACUGUACAGUGCUUGUUACAGUUUUGUUUGUAUUCAACAUUUACAAUAUUUUACAGUUUAUUCUGCUGAAUAAAUAAACCAUGACA